Messenger RNA from Amphiprion ocellaris (clown anemonefish), 1916 nucleotides. Its product is annotated as rho guanine nucleotide exchange factor 19. Gene Ontology annotation, cellular component: cytoplasm; nucleus. The coding region runs from base 32 to 1822 and encodes 596 amino acids. Gene Ontology annotation, molecular function: guanyl-nucleotide exchange factor activity. Gene Ontology annotation, biological process: activation of GTPase activity. The record is from RefSeq and is a predicted model, not a curated record. The transcript has 12 exons. Lineage: Eukaryota; Metazoa; Chordata; Actinopteri; Pomacentridae.
AGGCUAUUUAGUCUGAGUGGGUUUGAGGCAGAUGAAGGAUACAUCCACAUCUGCAUUUUGGACAGAAUUUGAAGCAAGUCUCUGGCAGCAUAUUGUGAUAAAACACAUCCAGAUUAAAAUCAUGGCUGAGUUUAAUUGCAGAGAAGAAACCGGUCACCAUUCGACAAGCAGCAGCAUCAUUAAUCUACACUCCUGCUUUGCAAAUGGUCAUCUUGUCAAUGGUAUGAGAUCACAAAUACCAGCCUUGCAGACAGAACAGAUUUCGUCAGGGCUUUCUCCUCUGCACACUGGAGGCCUUGCUGAGAGCAGCGACUCCCUGAACCAGCUUAAGGAGAACAGUCCUUCCAUAGACAUGUCUUCAGCUCUCAGAUCAGUGGCGUUAAUGCGCACGUGGGAUUUGAAAAAAAUUCAUUCACCAGUGCCCAAACUGUUCUCUACUCCUGGACUCCAGGAAGACAGCUCAGCUUUGUCCCCAGUGGAUGAUCAGGAUGAUGGAGGGGAUACAGAACCAUCUGAGGAGGAAGUACCGAGUGUAUUCCAGUCAAAGUACCUUCAUAUUUUCCCACUGUAUCAGGACUACUGUCUGCAGGCAGUCAAAGAUGAUUUAUACAGACUCAAAGAGAGCAAUGUGUCUGAGCUGAUUACCCCUGAGUACCUGCAGAGUCUACAUUCUCGUUUUAAACCUUGCUCCAACUCGGAAAAUACAUCCCUUCUACAAACACCUCCAGAGUCAUCUCCAUCCUCACCUUCAUCUCAGCCUAUUAGAGUGACUCCCUGUACUCUCUGGCAAGACCUGGAUGAGGUGAAGGCAUCUGGUCUGCUCAGCAGCUUGACAGCCUCAGAGAUUCGCCUUCAGGAGGCCAUGUUUGAGUUGAUCGGCUCUGAAGCGUCUUAUCUGAGGAGCCUCGGAGUGGCUGUCAAUCAUUUCUAUGCAUCAAAGGCGCUGAGGCAGACUCUGUCUUCAAUGGAGCAUCACGUUUUGUUCUCCAACAUCCAACGCGUGAUGGCAGCCAGUCAAAAAUUUCUCAUGGAUCUGGAAACUCGACUGGGACAAAGUGUUUUAAUAUCUCAGGUUGGCGACAUCGUGCUGCAACACUGCCCAAAUUUUCGCCGCCUCUAUGUGCCGUAUGUGACCAACAUGAUGUACCAGGAGGCCCUCGUCAACCAGCAGCUGCAGAACAACAGAAACUUUCUGUGUUCACUUAACAAACUUGAGCGUGACCCAGUGUGUCAAAGGCAGACCCUCAAGUCAUUCCUGGUUCUGCCCUUCCAGAGAAUUACUCGUGUUAAACUUUUACUGGAGAGCAUCCUGAGACUGACUGAGCCAAAUUCUGACUCCAUUUCAAAUCUUGAGAAGGCAAUAGAUGCCAUUCAUGAGAUCGUGACAAACUGUGACGAAGGGGUCAGAAAAAUGAAACAAAUUGAGGAGCUGAUCUGCCUGGAGAUGCUGCUGGAUUUUAACAAAGUUAAGGCAGUUCCUCUGGUUGUAAGCAGCCGUUUUCUGGUUCACCAAGGACCCGUGAAACAGCUGACUAUGGACAGCUCAAGAAUGUCGUUCAUCAGCAUUUAUGUCCACCUCUUCAAUGACCUUUUGAUCAUCUCCUCGGAAAAGGAUCAACGGUUCAUAGUAUUGGAUCACGCUGAAUUCCCUGAACAUGUGACCGUUGAGCAUCUUAAGACUGAAGUUCUCAGUUUACCCCCAGAAUCCUUUCUGCUGCAUCUCGCUCAGAGUCAAACAGGAAAUCCGUAUGCAAUGAUCGUCGUUGCACAGACGAGGUCAGACAAAGAGACGUGGAUGAAGGCGCUGUCAUCUAAACAGUGAUCAGUACCUGACUGAUUUCAAAGAACAAAUUCUGUUCUUUUUUUUUUUUUUUUUUAAUUGCACAGUAUCACAGUGGAAAAACUUUGAUGUUAAC